CGGCCACCACAGCGAGUGGUCGUGUGUAAGCGGCACUGUGCGUGUGAGUUAGCGAGGGAGGCGGUGCGGGAGGGAGUCUGUUGCCCGCCUAAGCAUCACCAUUCACCGCCAUGGCUCCGCGGCUCCCGGCGGUCACGCGGCUCUUAGCAGCGGUACUUCUAGCAGCCGCGUUCACCAGCGGUGCCUUUCAGCUGGAUGACGAGGACCUGAUGUUUGACGAUGAGGAUGGGUCAAGAUCCGAGGCUCCCGUGGCGGCGCCCUCACAGUACGGCGUGCUGGGCCCCCUGUCACGACCCAAGCGACAGUUCUUUUAUGACGUGAACUACGUUGACUACACUGAAGGCUCAGGAGAAGGAUCAGGGUUCAUGCCCAUGAUCGAGGCCAAGAUACAUAUCCUCCGCGCCUGGGACAACCGCUUUAGUAACAAACGUAGCAGAGCCUUCGAGCGGUUUCAGGAGGAGAUCGUACAAGCAAUGCGUCCAGUCCUCCGGAGGGUGCACAGAGACUCAUUUAUGGAAGUGGAGUCCAUACGCCGAACCCUGUCAGGACAGUGCAUGGCGGCGAUGGUGGUCUGGAUGCCUGACCACGAGGACCGCCGAGGGGAGUUGGAGAGGAACUUACGAAACGCCCUUGAAAGUGGAAGACUCGGCCAGCUUAGUGUCAACACCGAUUACUUCGAAGUGACCCGCUUUGAUGGAGAAGGUGUGGCAGAGGUGGAUAAUGGGGAUGCACGUGAUAGGGGGACGGGUGGAUGUGCCGCCGAUAGCAUAUUCACCUGUAAAAGCGGGAAGGUCAUUUGUGAUGUUCAAUUGUGCGACGAUAUUAAUGACUGCCCUGGAGGUGAUGACGAGGCAGGAUGCGGCUGCAAGGAAGGCCAGUUCUUAUGCGACGACGUUAAAUGUCAAGACGAAAGCAUGAAAUGUGAUGGAAUACCAGACUGCGUGGACGGGACUGAUGAAUCCAACUGUGGCGGCUGCGAGGAGGGCCAGUUCUUAUGCGACUUGAUUCGAUGUCUAGACAAAAGCGCGAAAUGUGAUGGCACACCGGACUGCACGGACGGAACUGAUGAAUCCAACUGUGGCGGCGCUGCCUCCACCACUCUUGCCCCCACAAAUCUGCAAUGCUUAACGGACGACAUCCCACGACUCUGUGAUGACGGUAUAACUUUCGCCUGUUACUGUGACGGAAACCCGCAGUGUCUUAACGGCGAGGAUGAGUCCAUAGAGAAUUGUGGUUCAGUAUGUCCACCUGGCAACGUGAUGUGUGGAUAUGAGUUCACCUGUAUCGAGGAAAGAUUUGUUUGUGACGGAAUCCAAGACUGCCGAAAUAAUUGGGACGAGCAGAACUGUUUUCCUGACGCUUCCACCAUUACUCCUGCCCCCACGACAACCCCCUCCACGAAACUGGAAUGCUUAACGGAUGACACCCCACGACUCUGUGAUGACGGUACGACCCUCGCCUGUUACUGUGACGGAAACCCACAGUGUCCUAACGGCGAGGAUGAGUCUGUAACGAUUUGUGGUUCAGCGUGUCCACCUGACAAUGUGGAGUGUGGCGAUGAGCCCACCUGUAUCGAGAGAGGACGUAUUUGUGAUGGAAUCCAAGACUGCCGAAAUAAUUGGGACGAGCAGAACUGCCGUGACGCUGCCACCAUUACUCCUGCCCCCACGACAACCCCCUCCACGAAACUGGAAUGCUUAACGGAUGACACCCCACGACUCUGUGAUGACGGUACGACCCUCGCCUGUUACUGUGACGGAAACCCACAGUGUCCUAACGGCGAGGAUGAGUCUGUAACGAUUUGUGGUUCAGCGUGUCCACCUGACAAUGUGGAGUGUGGCGAUGAGCCCACCUGUAUCGAGAGAGGACGUAUUUGUGAUGGAAUCCAAGACUGCCGAAAUAAUUGGGACGAGCAGAACUGCCGUGGCGCUGCCACCAUCACUCCUGCCCCCACGACAACCCCCUCCACGAAACUGGAAUGCUUAACGGAUGACACCCCACGACUCUGUGAUGACGGUACGACCCUCGCCUGUUACUGUGACGGAAACCCACAGUGUCCUAACGGCGAGGAUGAGUCUGUAACGAUUUGUGGUUCAGCGUGUCCACCUGACAAUGUGGAGUGUGGCGAUGAGCCCACCUGUAUCGAGAGAGGACGUAUUUGUGAUGGAAUCCAAGACUGCCGAAAUAAUUGGGACGAGCAGAACUGCCGUGAUUUCGAGAUCUACUCCACUACUCCCUCCACCUCCACGCCCUCCACCACCAGCACCACCACUACCACCACCACCUCCACCACUACAACCACCACCACCACUCCUGCCCCUACAACAAUCCCUUCCACGCCACUACAGUGCUUAAGAGGCGACUUCCCAAAAUAUUGUGAUGAUGGCCGGACCGUUGCCUGUUUUUGCGACAGGAUCAAGCAAUGUCCAGGCGGCGAGGAUGAAUCUGUAGCGAAUUGUGGUUUCGUGUGCCCACCUGGCGAGCAGCAGUGCGGAGACGAGCCCACCUGUGUCUCUUUAGCUCAGAUAUGCGAUGGCUACAGUGACUGCAGCAACAACUGGGACGAGGAGCAGAACUGCCCUGACAUUUGCUUGGUGACCCAGUUUCAGUGUGAUGACGGGAAGUGUAUAGAGAAUUACCGAAGGUGUGACCAUAUUGCUGAUUGUGUCAACGCUGAGGAUGAGGCGGCUUGUCCCUGUGAGCACCCCAACUUCCAAUGCAUUAGCCUUAUGUGCAUUCCGCCCGAGGCUCACUGUGAUGGAAAGGUGGAUUGUGAUGAUGGUUCCGACGAGAUUGGUUGUCCGUGUCACGAUAAGUUCACCUGCCGCGACGGGGAAUGUGUCAUGACGGAACUUAGGUGUGACGGGAAGGCGGACUGUGGUGAUAGGUCUGACGAGGUGGAUUGUAUUGCAUGCUAUGAUGACGCGUUCCACUGCGGUGACGGUACUUGCAUCAAGCCUGCCCAGGUGUGUGACGGCCAGGCGGACUGUGACACGGACGAGACGAGCUGUGGUGGCGGGAUUUGUCCCGAGGGUCUCUUCCGCUGCUUCGCCGACGGGAACUGCAUCGACGUCACCAAUCGCUGUGACGGUCUAGUGCAGUGUUCGGAUGGUUCUGAUGAGGAAGAUUGCCCCUGUCAGGAGUGGCAGUGGACUUGCAGGGACGGAGGUUGUAUCUCUCAGGAGAACCGCUGUGAUGGAACCAUCGACUGCAGCGACAAGUCCGACGAGUACGGGUGUCCUAGUGGAUGUCGAGAGGGAGAAUUUCAGUGCCAGAGUGGUUCCUGUGUCCGGGAUGUGGAUCGCUGUGAUGGAGUAAGGCAAUGUCCUGAUGGCUCAGAUGAGUUUAGCUGCCCGCCACAAACCUGUAGCCCACUGGAGUUCACAUGUGCAGAUGGCUCCUGUGUGCCGGCAGAGAGAAAGUGUGAUGGCUACCGUGACUGUCCUGAUGACUCUGAUGAGUAUAACUGCUGCAGAGAUGACCAAUGGCAAUGCCGAGAUGGCCAAUGCAUAUCACUUGCAUAUCGCUGUGAUAGAACUUACCAUUGUAGUGACGGCUCUGAUGAGGAAAAUUGCCCAGCUAUUGUGUGUCGCCCUGAUGAGUGGAGAUGUCGGGAUGGGAAUUGUGUCCCAGCAGAGGUACGAUGUGAUGGCUAUCCACAGUGUUUUGACCACUCCGAUGAGCACGACUGCCCUGCCUCUUGUAGUGGUGAGGAGUGGACUUGCAGUGAGGGUUCAUGCAUCCCACAAGAAGCUUGGUGUGAUGGCCGCAUUGACUGUCCUGAUGGCUCUGAUGAGGCAGACUGUACCACUCAAGGGUGCAACACUGAUGAGUGGACUUGUAGGGAUGGCAGCUGCCUCCCCAUACAGGGCAGAUGUGAUGGCUACCAGCAGUGUUUGGAUGGGUCUGAUGAAGAGAACUGUCCUCCUAGUUGUCGACCUGAUGAGUUCACUUGCUGGGAUGGGACAUGUGUGCCAGACUACUUGAGGUGUGAUGGCACCCAGCACUGCCCUGACGGCUCAGACGAGGCUCAGUGUCCCACAUCAAAACCUUCAACCUGCACCAGUAACCAGUGGACUUGUUCUGAUGGCUCGUGUAUUCCACAAGAGCAGCGAUGCAAUGACCGCUAUGACUGUCCUGACUACACUGAUGAGUAUAGCUGCACAGGUUGCAGCAGCCAGGAGUGGACAUGUUUGGAUGGACAUUGCAUACCCUUUGAGAAUCACUGUAAUGGCAGAUAUGACUGUCUGGAUGGCUCAGAUGAGGAGAACUGCACAGAUACAUGCAGACCUGAUGAUUUCCGCUGCCUGUCUGAUGGCUCCUGCAUUCCAAAGAGUUCUCGGUGCAAUGGUCUUCAAGAGUGUCGUGAUGGCUCUGAUGAAGCGAAGUGUGAAGAAAGACCAACUUGCAAACCUGAUGAGUUUGCCUGCGCUGACGACGGCACUUGCAUCCCAUCCUACCUGCAGUGUGAUGGCCGGCCGUACUGCCGUGAUGCUUCAGACGAGCUCAACUGUCCCUCAUUUGCAUGCCGGGUGGGAGAAUUUCGCUGCAGUGACGGCACUUGCAUCCCUGGCUACCUGGUGUGUGAUGGCCAGAGGUACUGUUGGGAUGGAUCGGAUGAGUGGGGCUGCCCAACUGAGUCCUCGUGCAACUCUCCCUCAACUUUCCGCUGCAACAAUGGCUACUGUAUUCGUGCAGACCAGCAUUGCGAUGGAACAGCUGACUGCCAGGAUGCCUCAGAUGAGAGAGGCUGUCCACCUUCGUGCACGAAUAACGACUUUCGGUGUGACGAUGGUACUUGCAUCCCCCUGGAGGCUAAGUGCAAUGAUCAGCCAGAUUGUCAAGAUCAGUCGGAUGAGGCCAAUUGUACUUGCCGCCCUGAUCAGUUCCGCUGUGAUGACAGCAAGUGCAUUGAACAAUGGCAGAAAUGCAACGGCGUCAGUGAGUGUAGCCAAGGAGAGGAUGAGCGAAAUUGUCCUUGCCGCCCUAAUCAGUUCCGCUGUGAUGACGGCAAGUGCAUUGAACAAUGGCAGAAAUGCAACGGCGUCAGUGAGUGUAGCCAAGGAGAGGAUGAGCGAAAUUGUCGUCCUACACAUUUCGAGUGCAACAGUGGCGACCUGAUUGAUCAGCAGUAUCGGUGCAAUGGUCAAGUCGAGUGUCCCUUAGAUCAGUCGGAUGAAGAGGGAUGCCCAUGCAGGCCUGAAGAUCAUCAGUGUGAGAGGGACGGCACAUGCAUCUCUGGCUCACAGGUGUGUGACGGCCGCCCAGACUGCAGUGACGCCUCAGAUGAGCUCAACUGCCCGGUUUGUGGCAAGGAUGAAUGGCAGUGUUUAGAUGGCCAGUGCAUCCCUGCUAGCUAUCAUUGUGAUGGUCGGCAGGACUGCUCAGACAACACUGAUGAGAUUGUUGAUUGUGCACAACCAUGCAGGCAAGAUGAGUUCCAGUGUAGCAGUGGAGAGUGUGUGCCAAAUUAUGCUGAGUGUGAUGGCAAGCCAGACUGCAGGGAUGGCUCUGACGAGGGUGUUCGUUGUCCUCCAUCCAAACCGCCAUCAGUGUGCAACAGAGAAGAGUUCGAGUGUCAUAAUGGUCAGUGCAUCCCCCGUCCAUACAAGUGUGACGGCAUCCCAGAUUGCUCAGAUGGAUCAGACGAACACUACCAAGAGUGUACCCCUGGCCAGUGUCCAGACAGCAACCAGUUCGCAUGCACAUCUGGGGAAUGUGUUGGUUUGGACAAAAGGUGUGAUGGAAACUUAGAUUGCAUUGACAGAUCUGAUGAGCUUGGAUGUCCCCAAAUCCCAGACGGUGAUGAAGAGUGUUCGGAGGGCCAGUUGAUGUGUAAUGACGGCAUGUGCAUAGAGAAGAGCUGGGUGUGUGACAGUGUGCCGGACUGCUUCGAUGGGGCCGACGAACUCUAUUGCUGUAAGACCACUGAGUUCAAGUGCGGUGAUGGAAGCUGCAUCCCUGACCACUUUUUGUGUGACACCAAAUUUGACUGCACCGAUGGAUCUGAUGAGCGUGGCUGUGAGUGCAGCGAAGAUGAGUUCCAGUGCAACAAUGGUGACUGUGUGCCAAAGUCUGCUGAGUGUGAUGGCAAGCCAGACUGCAGGGACGGCUCUGAUGAGGGUGUUCGUUGUCAGUGUGGGAGUGUUGAGUGGCAGUGUCAGUCAGGGCAAUGUAUAUACCUGACGCAGGUGUGUAAUGGAAUGCGGGAUUGCUCAGAUGGUUCAGACGAGAGAGGGUGUCCAGAAUCAUCCCGCCCAUGCUACGAAGGCCAGUUCAGGUGCAGCACUGGAGAGUGUAUCGAUCGCUCUCGACUCUGUGAUGGUUUUGAUGACUGUGAAGAAGGGCAGGAUGAGAUAUUUUGUACCCCAAACUUCAACUUCCCCUCCACCUCUGUCCUUGCCCCUGAAACUGCAGCUGGGUCUUCUAUAUGCACAGCAAAUGAGUUUCGUUGUCAGUCAGGAGAAUGUGUUUCCCAGUAUGUGGUGUGCGAUGGACGCAGGGACUGCUUUGACGGGUCUGACGAGCAGUGUGGGGCUGGUGGACCUGAUCCAGUUCCCUGCUCAGAAUUUGAGUUCACGUGUCGGGAUGGUUCGUGUGUGGACAGAAGCGCAUACUGUGAUAGGAUUUCUGACUGUCGUGAUGGCUCAGAUGAAGAUAACUGUACCAGACAAUGUGGUGCAGGAGAAUUCCAAUGCACUGACCGUCAAUGCAUCCGUCAAGAAUCUGUCUGUGAUAGGGUUCGGGACUGUUAUGACGGAUCAGAUGAAGUAAACUGUCCACAACAACCACCACCACCACCACCACCACCAGAACCAACCACCCCCAGACCUCCAGCAUGCCGGGAUGAUCAGUUUCAGUGUGGCAGUGGUGACUGUAUCCCUCUGUUUUACGUCUGUGAUGGCCCCAUUGAUUGCCAAGAUCGAUCUGAUGAAGAUAACUGCGCCACUACUACCAGUUCUACCGCUACUACUACUCCUGCCACUCCCCCUCCUCCUCCUCCCCCUCCCCAAAACACCUUCCAGUGCCGGGAUGGACGUAUCAUUAACAGCCAGCAGCGCUGUGAUGGCCGAAGAGACUGCAGUGAUGGCUCAGAUGAAAUUGAUUGUCCAGCUACGAGUGAUAGGAUCAAUUUGAAAACCUUCCCUGAUGAGCAGACCAGCAAGCAGACUCAAGAGGUCGUCUUCCAAUGCCGAGAUGAAGGUGCAACUCGAACCCCAGUGCGCUGGGUGAGGGAUGGAGGCCGCCCCCUUCCUGAAGGCUCCACAGAUAUCCGUGGACGACUCACUAUGCCUCGUAUCCAGAUGGAGCAUGAAGGUAUUUACUACUGUGAGGCUCAGGGAGUGCCCCCCAACACACCAGGCAGGAGGAAGUCUGUCUACUUGCGUGUUGAGCCAUAUGAGGUGAUUACGGCAUCUCCUCCUGUAGUAUGCUCGGUAUUAGAGGCAACCUGCAGAAGUGGUGAGUGCAUCAACAGGACUCUAGUGUGUGAUGGAAAGCCAGACUGCAAGGACUCCUCAGAUGAAGACCGUUGUGGACGGUGUGAACCAAAUGAGUUCCAAUGUGACAACCAGAAGUGUGUGCUCAAGACAUGGCUAUGUGACACAGACAACGACUGCGAGGACAACUCAGAUGAGAAGUACUGUGGCGUCAGUGAUCCAGAUGCUUCCUGCCACAACAAUGAGUUCAUGUGCCGGUCAGGAAAUCAAUGCAUCCCCAAGUCCUUCCACUGUGAUGGAGAUAAUGACUGCAGGGACUUGUCUGAUGAAGAUGGAUGUCGUAAACCUGAGGUGAAGGAGCCACCACCACGCAAUGUGAUGGUUCGGGUGGGUGAGACCUUCAACAUCUCUUGUCGAGUCGAGGGAGUACCGACCCCCAUUGUGAUCUGGAGGCUGAACUGGGGUCAUGUUCCAGCCAAGUGUCAAAUGACCAGUGAAAGUGGAUAUGGGGUGCUAGUCUGUCCAAAUGCCCAGCCUACAGAUCAAGGAGCCUACUCCUGUGAGGCAAUUAAUGGCAAAGGAUCUGUGUUUGCCACACCUGAUGCUAUUGUUGUUGUAAAGGGAAUUCCUGCCACCCAGUGUCAGCCACCUUCAUUCAACAGUCUUGCUCUCACUCAGGAGGACUGCUUGAGCUGUUUCUGUUUCGGUAUCACCAAUGAUUGUUACUCCAGUGACAUGUUCAUCACACAGCUACCACCACCCAAUGGUAACUCAUUUACUCUUGUUGGGGCAAACCAAGAUCAGAACCAGGGCAAUUAUGUGGUUCGAGAUAAUGAUUACCCUCUGUCCUCCCAGCACCUUGCUAACAACAGAUCCACGACUCAGUAUUCAGACAGGGUUGUGCUCAAUGUAGAUCGUUCCAAGCUAAGGGGACCAAGGGACUUGGCGGUGUACUUCUCCCUUCCUGACUCUCACAAGAAUGAGCAGCUUGCCUCCUUUGGUGGUUAUCUCCGCUAUAGGAUUACAUACUCUCAAUUUGGGGCAAGCCAAACUACCAGCCAUCCUGAUGUCAUUAUUAGGGGAAAUGGCUUAACUCUAAUGCAUGUUCAUGAUGGAAGCUUCGAAGAAAACAUUGAAAACUGGAUAGAUGUGCGAUUCUUCUACGGCCAUUGGUUCAAGCGUGUGGUUCAGUGGGGUGGACGAAUCGCGGUGGAACAGCCUGCCUCCAGGGAGGAUAUCAUGAUGGUCCUGGAAAAUAUGGACUUACUGCUUAUCAGAGCACAAUAUACUAAUGGUGACUUCAUCAACACUACACUGUCCAAUGUCCAAAUGGAUACAGCUGAGAUCUCCAGAAAUGAUCAAGGUCAGGCAGGACUGGUGGAGCAAUGUACUUGCCCACCGGGCUACACUGGAAUAUCUUGCCAGAACUGUGCGCCAAAUUACAGUAGAGUGAAGGAAGGGCCUUGGCUGGGACGCUGUGUAUAUGACUUAGAAUGUGGACCCAAUGAGUAUGGUGACCCUGGCAAUGGCAUCUCCUGUCAACCCUGUCCCUGUCCUCUUGCCAGUCCCAGCAACCAGUUCAGCUCCUCUUGUUAUGUGGAUAGUGAUGGCCAGGUGACCUGUAACUGCCAGCAGGGUUACAGCGGCCGUCGAUGCCAGGACUGUGCCAGCGGUUAUGAAGGCAACCCAUCACUGCCAGGAGACUACUGCAAGCCAGCGCCUGUCACCUGCAUGACUACCUUCACCUGCUUGGAUGGGUCGCAACACCCUUGGUCCCGGCGAUGUGAUGGUAUAAAGGACUGCUCUCAGUUUGAGGAUGAGAGUGAUUGUGAUGUCUGCUUCAAUAGUGGGCAUAGGUGUGAUGACAGACGCUGUGUCCACUUUGAGUGGAUAUGUGACGGUCACCCAGACUGCAAUGAUGCCAGUGAUGAACGGCCAGAAAACUGCCUAGAUGAGUUGCCUUGUGAUCACAUCCAUCAGUGGACAUGUGCCGAUCCGUCUCGACAGUGUAUAGACCGCAGACGUCACUGUGAUGGCUUCUAUGACUGCCCAGACAACUCGGAUGAACGUUACUGCAACUGCACAUGUGACUCUGCCUUUAACUUCCGCUGCAAUGAUGGCACUUGCUUGGAUAUCAGUGUGCGAUGCAAUGGCCGGGUUGACUGCAGAGAUAAAUCUGAUGAGUACCAAUGUCCCUGUGACCCACAGAGAUACCACACCUGUGGGGACGGAACAUGCAUUGAUAUCUACCGAGUGUGUGAUGGGAAUCCAGACUGCAGGGAUAGAAGUGAUGAACCACGCUGGUGUGGAUGCGACCCUAACACCAUGCACAAGUGUGGUGAUGGCACUUGCAUAGCAAAGAGUGCUGUGUGUGACGGCCAGCCAGACUGCCGAGAUUUGAGUGAUGAGCCUCCCACCUGUUGGCAAAACUGUGACCAGAAUCUUGAGUUCACUUGUGGCAAUGGGAACUGUAUUGACAUCCGACUUGUCUGCAACGGGUACACUGACUGCCGGGAUGGGAGCGAUGAAUACUAUUGCACAGUUUGUGCUGAAAAUCAAUUCCAAUGUGGUGACCAUUCCUGUGUCGACCGGCGGCGGCUCUGUGAUGGCCGACCUGAUUGCCGAGACGAGAGUGAUGAGGGAGAGAGGGCCGGUUGCUGCGUGGCUCCAUACUUCUUCCGCUGCCAUGAUGGAUAUUGCAUUGAGUCUCAGCAUGUGUGUAAUGGAUAUUGGGACUGUGGCGAUGGGUCAGACGAGAGAUUCUGCUCUGGCCAAUGUGACCCAGCAGGCAGCAUUGAAGCAAAUCCUAUAUAUGGCAACUGUCAGUGCAAGGAAUUUGUAACUGGACCUCGAUGUGAUCAAUGCAAGGAGAACUCAUUCUACCUUAGUGAGAGGAACAAAGAAGGCUGCAUCCCUUGCUUCUGCAUGGGCAUCACCUCCUCUUGCUCCUCUUCAAAUCUCUACAGGCAGCAGGAAUAUACUUAUUUCACCAAUGACCGGCAAGGGUUUGAGAUUGUCGACGAGUACUUACAAAACUUUGUCCGAGAUGACCUGUUUGUGGACUCCAACCGCCAGGAGCUUGUGUUCCGAGACUUCUCAAGAUAUGGGCAGAAGGUUUACUACUGGAAGUUGCCACAGCGAUUCCUUGGUGACAAGGUGACAUCAUAUGGUGGCAACCUAACAUACACAUUGCGCUUUGUGCCAGCACCUGGAGGCCAGAGCUCCAUCAACAGUGCCUAUGAUGUGGAAAUCUUUGGCAACGACAUUUUGCUGCGACACUUUAGGCAGGGCCAGCGUCCCCUCUCGGCAGCACGUCAAGAGACUGUCAGUGUGCCUCUGUAUGAGCAGUAUUGGCAGAGGCAGAAUGGGCAAGAGGUGAACCGAGAACACUUGAUGAUGGCGUUGGCAGACUUGGAGUACAUCUAUAUCAAAGCCACCUACACUACUGCCACAGAGGAGGUUGGGCUGAAGGAUGUCACUCUGGACUAUGCUGAGGCUCGUAACACUGGUCAAGAGAGAGCUUAUGCUGUAGAAAUGUGUGAGUGCCCUCGAGAAUAUCAGGGAACAUCAUGUGAGGACUGCGCCAUUGGCUACACACGCUCUACAUCAGGAGUCCACCUGGGAACUUGUGUUCCUUGUGACUGCAGCGGCCACUCAACUGAAUGUGAUCCUGACACUGGUGUUUGCUUUAACUGCAAGAACAACACAGCUGGCAACCAUUGUGAGCUCUGUGCCCCAGGCUACACUCUGUAUGGUGACACCUGCUAUCGCACUGAUAGUGGAAGCGAAUGCAUCUGUGAUCCUCGGGGCAACCUGUCUUGUGAUGGAAACCGCUGCCAGUGCAAGGCCCAUGUAAUAGGAACUCAGUGUGAAUCUUGUCGACCUGGUUAUUACCACCUGUCUGCAGACAAUCCUGUUGGCUGCUUGCCUUGCUGGUGUAGUGGUGUCACUUCCCAGUGCUUCUCAUCCAACUAUUAUCGGAUGCAAAUUCCAAUGCAGCUUCUGUUUGAUCAUGGCUUUACUUUCUCCAACAGGCUGCAAACUGAUGUCAUUAAGGAUGGGCUUGACAUCAACUUGGCAAACAAUGAAAUAUCCUUCUCUGACUUUAACCGUCUCCGAGCUAGGGAGCCGUAUUACUGGUCACUGCCCCAGAUGUUUACUGGAAACCGCCUCGAGUCUUACGGCGGCAACCUGACAGUGACACAGAAGUUCCAGAUGCAGCCUGGUGCUGGCAUCUAUCUUGAGUCCGAUGUUAUCAUUCGUAGCACCAGUGGCAGAGAAUUUUUCUGGAUGAGACCACGGCACCUUGAGCAAAAUAUCCAGAACAGGGAGCAGACAUACACAGUGUUGCUGAAUGAAGAUAGCUUUACUAUGAACCAGCAGCCAGCCAGCAGAUCUGAAUUCCUGAAGGCCCUGUCAUCCAUAGAGGCCAUCCUCAUUCGAGCUACUCUGAGUGAGCAGAUGGCUGCCACCUACCUCAGUGAUGUCAUCAUGGACACUGCUGUUCCCACUCAGACUGGGCAGCCACGAGCCGUGGAGGUGGAACAGUGCCAGUGUCCCAUGGAAUACACUGGCUUGUCCUGUGAGACAUGCAAGGCAGGUUAUUACCGCAAGGCAUUGACCAAUCAGUGCCUCCAGUGUCCCUGCAAUGGACAUGAAUCUUCUUGUGCAGAGCGGCCAGAUGGCAGUGUCCAGUGCGAGUGUCUGUCUGGCUAUUAUGGGCCCAGCUGUGCAGAAUCAGGUCUGAUGGUUGAACUUAGGCCCAUCAAAGUGCUCUUCAGCCAGCAAGCUCGGGAAGUGUAUGAGAACUUCACCUGCUCAUACCACUCAACUGAGCCACUGAGCAUGACAAUCACACGGGAACCGACUUGGGUAGAGGAUGGGGCCCCAGCAGCUCUCAUGGACUCACAGGCUCCCCACCUCAUCGAGCAGUAUGCCCAUGGAGCUAAAUACUUUUCACUGCUCCGCCUCUUACGUGGCCAUAGAACAGUCACUUGCAGGGUAUUCGAUGCCAGUAAUAAAGAGGUGGCACAGAUGUCCUCCCAAAUAUUUUAUACCUAUAAAGACUGGACAGCACGUCAAGACACUACUGUAGAGGAUGGCCCCAGCAUUGAGGUGACUGUUUCUGAACCCAGCAUCAAGGUUGUCACUGUCAACUCCACUGUCCAGUUGGCAUGUUCUGCCCGUGCUGUGACCGGUGUUCAGACACGCAUCCCUGUUACCUGGAGCAAGGUAGGAGGAGAGCUGCCAUAUGGAAGAGCAAGAGACAACCGUCAGGGUCUGCUGGUGAUCACUGAGGUCCGGCCAUCUGACAGUGGAGUAUACAUUUGCGCUGCUGUCGAUAGUUAUGGACGGGUGGUCACCGACAACGUUACCCUCACCGUCAGUCGUGGACGUCCCAGUGUCAUUUUGGAGCCAAAGGAAGGUCGCUUUGAUAUCAAAAUGAGAGGCUCACUUCAGGUGAGAUGCUCUGUGGAAGGCAAUCCAGAGGCACGAGUGAUUUGGACCUUAGGACCCAACAGAGAUCUUCCGCCAAAUGUGUACCAGCAGGGUGGUUUGUUAAUCUUCCGUGAUGCCCAGCUGUCAGACAGAGGAGAAUACUAUUGCACCUCCACCAAUGCUUAUGGACAAGACAGUGCUCGUAUCUACAUCAAUGUGGUGACCAGUCCACCUGGUGAAAUCAUCAUCAUUGAGGUAUCUGAGGAAAAUGUGGUGGCCCAGGCAGGAGAAACUGUACGGGUGAGGUGUUCUGCUAGCAACAUUCCUGGUGCCUUGAAUAUUAAAUGGACUCGGCUUACUGGGUCUCUCCCACAGAAAUCUGUGGUUGAGCAAGGAGAACUGCAAAUCCCUAGUGCCCAGCCUGCAGACUCCGGGACUUACGUGUGUCGCAUCACUGACCUGCGGACAUCUGUGUACAAUGAAGCCAGCACCAAGAUCACUAUUACUCAAUACACGAGCCUGCCAACAGUGCAGAUCCAACCCGACCGGCAGACCAUCAACCAGGGCACUAAUGCCGAGCUCCUGUGCAGUGUCUCAGGGGACCCGCCUCCCAUUGUCACCUGGAAUAAGGCAUAUGAGGAACAAAGCUCCAGAGUGAGUGUGGAGAACAAUAUACUGAGGAUCACCAACGCUCAAGUGAGUGAUCGUGGGAUGUAUGUGUGCACUGCGAAGAAUGAGGGUGGUACGGCACAAGCUGCAGCCAUCAUUGAAGUUGAACGUCGUGAGUCUCCACAAAUUCAGAUGCAUCCUCAGAUGAAGCAGACUGUUGUGAUGGGUGGUAGUGCUCUCUUCCAGUGUCACCUCACUGCUGGCAUCCCUACCCCAACUGUGAAAUGGACUCGCACUGAUGGACAGCCUUUCUCUUCCAACACUGAAGUUCUCAUUGGUGGUGUGCUGAGGUUCAAUCAAGUGCAAGGAGACGAGGAAGGCUCGUACAUGUGCACUGCUGAGAAUGAUGUUGGUUCCGUCACUUCUAUGGCUCUACUGGAGAUACAGUCCUUGCCCAUCAUUAACAUUCGUCCUGGACCGUCACCAUACACUGUGCGCACUGGAAACACUGUCCGCCUUGAAUGCUUUGCUGAAGGAGACCCACCACCCACAGUUUCCUGGAAGAGGUUGCAGGUCAACUACCCAACACCAGUUCAAAGCCAGUCCACGAGAUCUGGUGUGACUGUGUAUACAAUCACUAGUGUCUCAAAGGCUGAUGAAGGAACUUACUUGUGUUCGGCUAGGAACAGUGCAGGAACAACUGAUGAGAGAUUCCAGUUGCUGGUUGAAGAUGUACUGCCUGGCACUCUUCGCCCUGCUGUGCCUCCUCCAGGCACUGCCAUUACCAGCACUGGGGAUGGUGGAGUUGUGUACAUUCCAGCAGGAAGCCCGUAUGAGUUCACGUGUUCAGGAGGACCAGAGAGUGAGCAGCUUGAGUUCUCAUUCCGUCGCAGUGACAACCGCCCACUGCCACAGGGAUCUCGCAGCCACCAGGGCACUCUUUACUUGACUGCUGUAGAUGAGUCUGUCUCAGGGGAGUAUGCCUGUGUGGGCAGUGACCGCAUCACUGGAAUCAUUCGUUUCACCAUUUACACCACCAUUGAAGUGCUUGUACCUCCUCGUGUUAGCCUUGAGCCAGCCCGCCAGGUGGUUCGCCCCGGUGAGGUGGUUCGUAUUCGCUGCUCUGCCACUGGCCUACAACCUAUUACCAUAGAGUGGAACAAAGAUCAGGGACGCAUGCCAGCAUCUGUCAUCAUCAAUGGGGGAGAGCUAACAUUCCGAGGCAUUGCCACCACUGAUGCUGGCCGCUACAUCUGUGUUGCUCGAAACAGAGGUGGAAUAACAAGGGCUGUAGCUGAAGUACUUGUCAAUGCAAACAAGGGAAGCCAGAGCACCUUCUCCGGAAUCACAGAAGGCCUCUAUUUUGACGAUCUUGAGGAUGGUGACGUCGACGAAGAUGAUUCAUCCUCCACUCCUGAUGAGGGCUACUUCCUUCAAGUGGAAGAGGUCAUGUGUAAAUUUAUUUGUCAUAAUCGCUCCAUCUGCAUCGCACCUCUGGAAAUGUGUGAUGGAACACCAGAUUGUCCUGAUGGCGAGGAUGAGGAAGGCUGCUACUUUGACAGCCUCAAUCCAACCUGUGAAGACUCACCCUGUGGUAACAAGAUGUGUUUGCCCCGUUACAAAGUGUGUGAUGGCAUACCAGACUGUAAUGAUGGAGCUGAUGAGACUAGAUGCCAUGUUGAUAUAUUCGACAAUAGCAAGUGCUCAGAUUUCUUCAAAUGUGGUGAUGGCUCCUGCUAUUACUUCUACCUCAACUGUAAUGGCGAGUGCGACUGUAAUGACUGCAAAGACGAGAAGAUAUGUUUGCGUCGGAGGAGAGAGAUGUCGCAUGAGGAACCACUGCUCACUGCUACAGAUCCUCAGGUGACCUUGUAUGUGGGCCAGACAGGUGAGCUGCGUUGCGAGACAUCUGGUAUCAACCCUAAUGAUGUAAGAUGGAGCCGUGUGAAUGGCCGGCUGCCUCCAAGUGCUGUCACUCGAGGAAACAUACUCAGGUUGCCUCUGAUCGAGAUCCAAGAUAGUGGUGACUAUCAGUGUGAGGUGGUGACACCAUCAGGGGCGCGCCUCUACGAUGUCGUCACCCUUAUCGUCAGGCGACCACAGACAUCCAACAUCCAGAUCCGCUCCAUUCCCUCUGUUGUACGCCGUGGAGAGAAUGUCGAAUUGCUGUGUGAGGUGGAAAAUGAGCCAGAUGCUGCCAUAUCCUGGCAGAGAGUGGAUGGGGAUCUACCAUAUGGAGCAGAAUCUUAUGGCAGCAUUUUGAGAAUACCCAGCAUACAGGGUGGUGGAAUUUAUAUGUGUAGCGCCACAACUCGACAGGGCAUCUUUGAUGAGAGAUUUGGACUUGUUAUCCAAGAAGAUCGUGUGGAGGGCAUGACUCACCAUCUGCGGUCUGGGAAUGCAGAGUCACAAUCAGUGGCCCUUGGUCUUAGUGUCACCAUGGAAUGUCAUCACUUGUCUCUCCCUGGCCCUGUCUCCUACACGUGGUCCAAGAGGGAUGGAAAAUUGCCCGCUAAUGCUCGUACUGAAAAUGCCAUCCUUGACAUCUCCAAAGUGCAGGCUGAAGAUGCCGGAUAUUACAUCUGUACAAGCUGGAACUUGGAAAAGAGUGCUGAUCUGUCCACCCUUCUCAUUGUGACAGAUGUCGUCCCAAGGUUCAACAAGAGCUCCUACCUAGCCCUGCCUACUCUCUCAAGGGCCUACACCAUGUUUGAGAUUGAGAUCACCUUCAAGCCUGAGUCCUCCGAUGGCCUCAUCCUUUACAACAGCCAGCGAGCAGGACCUGAUGAGGGAGACUUUGUUGCCUUUGGUCUAAUUGGUGGCUAUCCAGAGUUCAGAUUCAAUAUUGGUGCUGGGCCAGCCAUCAUCAGAGGCACACAGCCUUUGGAGAUGAAUCAGUGGCAUACUGUCAAGCUGUCCCGCAACAGAAAGGAAGGAAGAAUGAUGGUGAAUGGAGGAGAUCCUGUGGUUGGGGUGAGUGAGGGCCGCUUCCGAGGCCUGGACCUGGUGGAGCCUCUGUUCCUGGGUGGUGUUCCAGACUUCCAGAAUGUCCACCGGCAAACUGGCAUGACCUCAGGCUUCAAAGGUUGCAUCAGUCGCCUUGUCACUGGCAACACUCUCAACUCUGGCUUUGUGAUGAAUGCACUGAAGCGAGUGGGAGUAACAUCGUGUGAGACCUGCGCUACCAAUCCCUGCCGUAACAAUGGAGUCUGUCAGGAAGCUUACAAUGAAAGGGGACAUAAGUGCUUCUGUCCAGCUGGCUAUCUUGGAGAAUUGUGUGAGAAUGCUGGAGAGUCCUGCUAUGAAGGUGCCUGUGGGACUGGCCGCUGCAUCAACAAACCUGGUGGCUUCGAGUGCUACUGUCCCUUCGGCAAGAUUGGUGAACGCUGCAGCCAAGACAUUUCCAUCUAUGAACCAGCCUUUGGGCAUGAGUCUUACAUUGCCUUCCCAACACCCCUGGCCAGACAAACCUUUGCAGUUGAUAUGAAUGUCAAACCUGAGUCCCUGGAUGACGGUCUGCUGAUGUACUGUGCCCAAACGGAGAGUGGAUCAGGGGACUUCACUUCACUUUCCAUCCGUAAUAAGCGACUUGAGUUCCGCUUCAACUCUGGUAGUGGCACAGCCAACAUACAGAGUGAACCCAUCAAUGAGGGCGAGUGGAUUAAGGUUCGAGUGAAUAGGACAGAUAAACUAGGCUCCCUGAAGUUGAAUGAUGGACCAGUGGUGAACGGCAACUCUCCAGGCAGCAACCUCGGCCUCAACCUCCUGACGCCUCUCUUCAUUGGCGGUGUUGACAACUCACGCAUCCACGUGUCUUCCGAUGUUGGUGUCAAGACAGGCUUCAAGGGUUGUGUAUCAGAGAUCCGAGUGAUGGACCAGGAAGCACCAUUGAGUGAGGCAGUGGUGGACUCUGCUAAUGUGAACCAGUGUGGGGGAAAAAUUUCACCCUGCAGCCGGUCACCCUGCCAGAAUGAUGGAGCUUGCGUGGAGGACACGAGCUCCAUCCAUGGCUAUGCUUGCCACUGCCUUGAUGGAUACAGUGGGGACAACUGCGAGCAUGAGCCAGGUGUGUGCAGCAUGGUCCAGCCUUGCAGGAAUGGAGGAGCCUGCAUUGGCCAGGGACACAGCUACACCUGCCUUUGUCCCCUUGGUUAUGCCGGUAAUCACUGUGAACAUGUUGUGCAAAACAUUGGAGGGUCAGCAGCCUUCUCUGGAAGUUCCUGGGUGGAGCUGAACCGCACCCUGCUCCCCCAAGAGGCCGGCGUCCCACAGAUCAUUUCCUUGGAAUUCAGAACACGUCGUCCUAAUAGUCUCUUGUUCUGGUAUGGGCAAGACUUAACUGUCAGGGGUCAAGGGCAAGACUAUAUCAGCAUUGCCAUCAAAGGUGGAUAUGUGGAGUUCAGUUAUGAGCUUGGAGGAGGCCCAGCUUUCAUUCGCUCCCGGUCCAGAGUUGAUGAUGGUCAGUUCCACAGUCUGAAGGUGGAGCGGACUGGGCAGCAAGGUGUCCUCACCCUGGAUCGUGAGGCUCCUCAAGUGACGCAGAGUCCUGGAGAGCAGCACAUGCUCAAUGCAGAUGGGCACAUUUACAUUGGUGGAGUGCCGGACUUCCCUUACAUGACAGGAAGCACACACACCAGUGGCUUUUAUGGUUGUAUCCAGAAGCUGUCCAUUGGAGGCAAUGUCAUUGACAACUUCCUUAGCCAUCCUCUCACAGGAGUCAAUGUCAUCCCGUGUCCUCGAGGAAAAAACGCACAUAACCAACACCGAGGAGGCACCCGAACCAGCCACACCGUCAUCACUAGAAGGAAGACAAUCACUAACAGACUCUUAUGGAAAAAAUGAUUGCAGCUCCCAUGUUGCCAACGUGGAGGGCGCAGAAAGGGGCCACGGAGGGGCUAAGAAGAGCAUCAUUUGGACCACUCACUCAUCCAACGUGAGCACUAGUCUUCCAACUUGCCUCAAGAAUGGAUCCACAGUACUCUACAGGCCCUUGCCACUGCCACUCGCACCACCUCCACCACCCACCACCACCACUCCCCUCCACUCCCAUCCAGUACUGGCUGUCUUUGCUGAGGGAUAAAAAUGUGCCUUGUUGCAGAGGGCAUAACAUCCACAUGCACACACACACACUCCUAUCUGAAAGGGCUUCCCCACCUCCACCUCCUCCUCCUCUUCUUCCUUCUCUUUCUCCUCCUCCUCCUCCUCCUCUUCCAUUGCUUCUAUUGCCUUCUUACAGUGUUUUGUUUCAUAUUUAUAAAAAGGCAAAAGCAGCAGCAGACAUUUUUAUUAUUCUUUUUUCAUUUAUGUUUAUUUUAUUCUAUAUAUCACUUAUUUUUUUCUUUUGUGUGUGUGUGUGUGUGUGUGUGUGUGUGUGUGUGUGUGUGUGUGUGUGUGUAUGUGAGGUGCAGUGGUAUCCAGUCCGGUUGAGAGGGAGAGAAUAAUGCAGAUCAGAAGAGGCAAGGUAUAGUGAGGCAGCCAUAACUACUAAAUAUCCUCUCUCUUCUUCUUAAAUGCUCAACACUCUCUCUCUCUCUCUCUCUCUCUCUCUCUCUCUCUCUCUCUCUCUCUCUCUCUCUCUCUCUCUCUCUCUCUCUCUCU
This is a messenger RNA of Portunus trituberculatus (swimming crab), 19085 nucleotides long. It is a transcript of the gene trol, whose product is annotated as basement membrane-specific heparan sulfate proteoglycan core protein-like. Gene Ontology annotation, molecular function: calcium ion binding; protein binding. The record is from RefSeq and is a predicted model, not a curated record. Lineage: Eukaryota; Metazoa; Arthropoda; Malacostraca; Decapoda; Portunidae. The coding region runs from base 111 to 18329 and encodes 6072 amino acids. The transcript is spliced from 123 exons. Gene Ontology annotation, cellular component: plasma membrane.